Messenger RNA from Quercus lobata, 543 nucleotides. RefSeq lists its product as uncharacterized. The record is from RefSeq and is a predicted model, not a curated record. Lineage: Eukaryota; Viridiplantae; Streptophyta; Magnoliopsida; Fagales; Fagaceae. The coding region runs from base 1 to 543 and encodes 180 amino acids. The transcript has a single exon.
AUGCCAACAAAGGCUAAUCUCCAAGUUUGCCUUAACCAUGUAGAUGCAUCUUGCCUAUUAUGCAAUGCUGAACAAGAAGACAGUGAACACAUUUUUUUCAGAUGCCCAUUUGCUCGAGCUCUAUGGUCAGCCGCUUGUUGGGGUCUUCAAGUUGACAAUGUGACUCUUACUUCGACAAAGGAUAUAGUAUCCUUCAUCAUGGAGCCACCUGCCUCACUUAUCCCUACACAUAAGGCUUGGAGUGUGUCUCUCAACAUGGCACUAGUUAUUGAUGAGAUUUGGAUGUCCAGAAACCUCAAACAAUUUAGUAACAUUGACCCUGAUGCGUUGAAGGCAAGGCAGAACAUCCAAACCAGAUUCAAUGAAAUUGUUAAAGCCUCUUCGUCAACUACCCAACAUCCCAAAGAGAUAAGUAGCAAGAAUUGGACUCCACCCCCUUCUGGCUACAUCAAGCUCAAUGUGGAUGCUGCAAUCCAGCAAGACUCAGGCUCUGCCUUAGCAGUUGUUGCAAGGAAUCACUUGGGUGAAGUGCUAUCAAUCUAG